AGCUGCUGGUGUUGUGUCACGUGAGGUGCCACUUCUGAAAACAUGGCCACAGCUAGCACACAGUGAAACUGUCUUUUCUCCGCUGUGCGACUCUCGUCUCCCCGCUGACACGCGCUGCGACACCCAGCACAUGACGUGGAUGUCCACUUGCUGUCAACAUGCUCAUCACCUCUGACGGACCGAACAUGCCAGCAGAAGCAAGUCGCUGUGCAGUUAGCGCCCUGCUAACCAGCUAGCCUGCUCCUGCAGGAGCUAACAGAUUCAUCUCAUCCAUGGACCUAUGAAAGCAGGAGGGACCAGAGUGAGGUGUGUGACUUUGACAAAGCAAGAACCACAAUGGAUUGGCUUGUGCAAGCAGUCGAGAAAGACCUGGGGAUUGACCACUGCCAGCAAGGCUUAGGUCCCCGUCCCCAGGAGCUCGUCGCACUUGUUCCCACACGGUGGGUGAUGGGCCUCCGAGAGAAGAGGGUCGCACGCUGUACCCGAUUUGACAGCCUCAGUGAUGUGGAAAUUCAAACAUAUCUACAGUGUUCACAAGCAAAGUUGCCUCCCGGCUGGACAAGAGUUUGCAUACAGGGACUAAGAAAAAGCCGGCUGAGUUACCGACUAGCCAGAGACUCGUGCCAUCAACUGGAAUCAGGAAAGGAAUCGUAUGUCAAAACCAUGCAGGGUGUUUCGCAGCACAUCGUCAGGAAUCUGUGGCGAGAAGCACAUCACAAGUUUGUGGAGCCAUAUGCUGGAGCCUGCGAACAGAUGCACGUUGCAGGUGUGGAUGCCGUGCGCCAUGCUCUCCAAAAGCUCUUCAAUUCCACGUUCAUCUCAUCUGACAAAGUGUCGCCGUCACUCUCUCCAGCAAGAGAGAAAGAGAAAGAAAACCUAGUCCCAUCUACUUCUCAGAGCUCCUCCAAGCUCCGUUCAGAUCCAACAUGUCCGAAUGUUUUAACUGCUGAAUGUCUGCUGGAAAGCACGGACAUGCUCUAUGUGAUUCUACCGUUUUCCCAGUAUUCACUUCAUGAUAUUGUCUCCUUUAGUCCAGCCAAGCUUGCAAACAGUCAUGCCAAAGUGUUGUUCAUCAUCUACCAGUUGCUGAUUGCCAUACAGGCAUGUCAUCAAGCCGGACUGUCCUGUGGUGAGCUGUCCUUACUGGACAUUGCAGUGGAUGAGCAGCUGUGCAGUCGCCUCAAAGUAAAUGUUUCCCACUACGAGGACCUGGGAUGCCAGGAGGAGCCCAACAGUAUUGUCACAGGAACACAAACAACAAAAGCUCUCACGCAAAGAUCAAGUGGAUGUGUGAGUCAAGAGAACAAAUCCCUCUGUAAAGACUGCUUUGAUGAGCUUAAGAAGUUGGUUCUGGACUGGGUUCAUGGACGAGUAAGUAACUUCCGUUACUUAAUGGAACUCAACAGGCUAGCUGGACGACGCGAGGGAGAUCCCAAUUACCAUCCGGUUCUGCCGUGGGUGGUCGAUUUCACUGUGCCAUUUGGAAAAUUCAGGGACCUUCGGAGAUCAAAGUUCAGGCUCAACAAGGGGGACAAGCAGCUGGACUUCACGUAUGAGAUGACCAAAGAGGCUUUGGCAGCUGCUACGGGGAAUGGACUGGGAGCAGGUGGUGUGGCUGGAGACCUGAGUGGCUCUGGAGGUGCCGGUGGCUCAGGACAGUCUGACCAUCUCCAUGUACCUCAUCACAUAUCUGAUGUGCUCUCAGACAUAACGUACUACGUCUACAAAGCUCGGCAAACUCCAAAGUCGGUGUUGUGUAGACACGUCAGAUCCCAGUGGGAGCCCAAUGAAUACCCCGCCAGUAUGGAGCGCAUGCAGAGCUGGACUCCCGAUGAGUGCAUUCCGGAGUUUUACACCGAUCCUUUAAUUUUCCGCUCGAUACAUCCGGACAUGCCAGAUCUGGACGUGCCUUCCUGGUGCAGGUCUUGUGAAGACUUUAUCAACAUUCAUCGGAAUCUGUUGGAGAGCAGAGAAGUGUCGCAGAAUUUGCAUCACUGGAUUGAUCUCACGUUUGGUUACAAGCUCUCUGGUAAAGAGGCUGUCAAAGCCAAAAACGUUUGUCUACACCUUGUGGACAAUCACACCAACCUGGCUACCUACGGUGUCGUCCAGUUGUUCGACCAGCCCCAUCCUCCACGCCUGUCUCCCUCACAGUAUGCCCCAGCUGAGCCUCCUCAUCUUGGCCUCGCUGCUUUGAAUGUGCCUUCCUUGUUUAUCCCACAUAUCGACCCAACGGCUGAUUCAGUUAAUGGACUGGUGCCCGAGUCGACAGGGUGUGAAUCCACCGUGGUGGACCGAGAUGAAGAGCUCGAACAAGGCACAGAGGCACUUGACUCAUUGGCCUCAGCUGUCGCAUCAAGUUCCAACUCUGUACCACUGCCAAGCAUCAGCACAUUUGGAGGCAAGGUGGCGGGAGACCCUACAGCUCAUGUGUCCCAGUCACCGACUACUUAUCCUGGAGAUUUAUCAAGUUCAAGCCCAAAUUUCAGAAACAUGAUGCUACAAAAAGGCGGCCAUGGGAACAAAAAGCAGGGUGAUGCUGGCCCUUCUAACGCAGAGGAUCUCAAGAUCACUCUUCCUGAUGGUUUCAAUCCACUCCAACCUCUUGAAGAACUGGAACGGCUGAACAAUUUUCUGGUCAAAAGUCUCCAUGCCGAUGUCCAACACCCAGUGUGUAGCAGUGAAUGCAUGAGAGAAAAUGGUUCCAUUGCCUCAAUGACUGAGCUCUAUCAAAGAGAUAUGCAGGCUCUUGGUAUUGUCAUCGCAGAGUUAUUCUUCAGCUCCAAAGUGAGAGGGUUGAAACCACGCGCCUCCCUCAGGCAUCGCUUCCAGGCCGUGAUGAAGCAGUGCUCCGCUAACAUCCGUGAAAUCCCUCUCUCAUUGCAUCAUGCCCUUGAGAAGCUGCUGCUGAUAGAGAGGCACUCGGGAAUUGCUCAUCAGGAACUAACACAUUAUCCCUGCCCUCUUCUCUUCAAGUACGACCCUGUUUCCGAUGGUCUCCCUCCACCAGAUCCUGGCCAGUUGUUGAAUGCUUUUGUGUCUCCCUUUCCAUUCCCCUCUUAUUUUGCUCCUCUUCACCGAUUUAUCUUCUCCUACCAUGCUAAUAUGGAGUCAGUGUCAAACCAGCAAGGGAGGGAUGUGAUCUUUCCCCUUUGGCAGCAGCUGGAGACUCUUUUGAGAGGCAACAUCACAGCAGAGGGUCUUGAGAUACUCUUGCCAUUCAUUCUGGCCCUAAUGCUGGAGGAAUCUACCGCUGUCUAUGCAGCCUGGUACCUUUUUGAGCCCAUCGCUAGAGUGUUGGGACCCAGAAAUGCAAACAAGUAUCUGUUGAAGCCUUUGAUCAACGUAUAUGAAAACCCUCAUUGUCUGAGAGGCCGAUUCUAUCUCUACACCGACUGUUUCAUUUUGCAGCUCAUUGUGAGGCUUGGUCUCCAGGCCUUCCUGUUGGGUCUGCUCCCUCAUGUGCUGCAGGUCCUUACUGGUUUUGAGAGCUCUACGUCUGUUUCUGGGGGGGACACCAAAGCACUCAGAGGCGGCACAUGUACACUCGUCGAGGAGGAGGAAGAUGAAUACCAAGUUGGAGAUCUUCGAACAAAAUCGAGGUCUGCUAGUGGGAAUAUUGGCGGCGGCAGUGGAGCUACCGGUGGUGUUGGGGUAGUGGGAGAACCUGGUUUGGCCGAUUACGCCUCAGGAAUCAGUCUGAGUGACCAGGUGUUCCUCUCCGAGACAGAGGACUUUCAGAAUGGAUUCUACGUCAACAGUGCUGGGAAGCCGCCGGGUCAGAAUUCUUCAUCGAAAGAUCAAGACCAAGAGUCGUUGAGUGUGGGGAAGCUAAGCGACAAAAGCAGCACAAGCGAACUUUCCCUGGGAGACGGAGACUCCAUGCGUGACAGGACCAGUCUGAAGUCGGCAGACAGCAGUCAAGAUCUGAAACAGGCCUGCGAGGGUGAGGAGGGAGGAGAGAUGGAGGACGAAGAGGUGAGGGAUGCAAACGAAGGGAAAGAAGUGACGGACCAGUCUGAGUCCAACCUGGAGCUCACGUAUUCCGGCUGCACAGAGGAAUCUGUAGCCACCAUUACCGCACUGGACAGUGACUUUGUGAAUGGAAUGGUGUUAACGGAGGGAGACAAAGGCAUUGUCGGCGAACAGGAGGAGGAGGAGGAUGUUGACCCUGAUCUAUUUGAGGAUUCAGAAGAAAAGGAGCACAAAAUUCUACUUGAUACAGUCUGCAAAACUGUCCGGUGGCUAUCGGCAAAACUAGGACCAACUGUGACGUCUCGAUGUGUUGCCAGGAACUUGCUGCGACUCCUAACCAACUGUUACAUCGGCCCCCAAAAACACCAGUUUCUGUCGGGCACAUCCAAAGAAAGCUCUCAGGAGAGCGUGGCGAUGGGCAGCGUCUAUGAAAAGAGGCCAGUGGUGGGUGACCAGACGGCAGGUCCGGUUCUCGAUUGCCUCAUCUACAUAGCACAACUUUAUGGAGAACCCGUGCUCACGUACCAGUACCUGCCUUACAUUGGAUAUCUGGUCUCUCCACCUUCUUCAAAGCGUCUCAACACUCGUAAAGAAGCCAGUCUGCUGGGAGCCGUCGCACUCACUCAGAAGAUCAUCGUCUUUCUCUCUGAUACCACUUUAAUGGACAUGCUCAUGAAAAUCAAUCAGGAAGUCCUGCUUCCGCUCCUGGACCUGCUCACCACGCCGCACAUGGGGUUCCCCAGCGGUGUCCAGGCUCGCACUGCAGUCUGUCUUAAGACGCUCAGCUUGAUGGCUCUCAUCUGUCUGCGCAUCGGCAGAGAGAUGGUGCAGCAGCACAUGGCCGACACUCUUGAGCGGUUCUUUGCCGUUUUCUCUUUGCUGCAUUGUCUACAGCCUCAGAUUGAAAGUGCCCCUCGCAGAGUUGUUGGAGAGGUGACGGUGGUGGAUGUCUGCUCACCUGGGAAUUCCAAUGUGACCUAUGAGCUGGCUGUACUGGAAGAGCUGCAGACGGUCUUUAACCCCGAGAUGGCUCACGCGUCUUACAUCCCCUUUUACUGCCUCAUAGGUGGCACUGCAAUUCGGAAACUGGUUCCUAACUAUGAGCUUGUCUGGCAGUUGGCACAUUCCUACCACCAGAGUGUGAGCCAGGAAGUCCCCGAAGCUAAUGUGUUAGCAUCGAAGGGCGAUUUUGGGUCCACUUCCUUCGGUCUGACUCACGGUACUGAAAGAGGUCCCAACCCUUUUCCGGCACCCACUCCAGUCGGUGACCCCCACCAAGAAUCGGGUACUUUUGGAAGCCAUCUUGUGGGAAACCGAAUCCAAGUGUCUCGGGAGGCAGAUUACAGCAGCAGUCCCAACCUGUCCAGCUCAUGGGGUCGGUCCAACCACGCCGCCCCCAUCAUGACGACCGCGACCACCUUCACCACCCCGUCUGCCGGCUCGACUGCCCUCAGCUCGGCCUGGGUGAUGGGCUCCACCACGGAGGAUAGCGCUCUGAAACAGGAGCUCCCUCGCAGUGGCAGGUCUCUGCAGGGCAACUGGUUAGCGUACUGGCAAUACGAGAUCGGGCUCAACCAGCAGGAUCCUCAUUUCCACUUCCACCAGAUCCGCCUACAGACCUUUCUGGGCCAUACCAGCACAACCAAGUGUCUAGCCCCUCUGUCAGGGGAGGAUUACUUCCUGUCAGGCGGCAAAGACAAGACUGUCAAGCUGUGGCCGCUUUACAACCACGGUGACGGGACACAAGAGGUGGAGCCAAGGCUGACCUACACUGACCACCGAAAGUCUGUCUUCUACGUCGGGCAGUUGGAGACGUCACAGGAGGUUGUCAGCUGUGAUGGCACCGUACACCUGUGGGAUCAAUACACCGGAAAGCAGAUUCGCUCGUACGAAGCAGUCGACGGGAAGAAUCCGAUCACAGCCGUCACCACCAUGCCAGCCCCGCACUGCAGCGUCGUGUUCGGAAGUGCAGAUUCUAUUCUCCGCUUCAUUGAUCCCCGCAAGCCCCGACUGCAGCACGAGUUCCGUCUGGCGUACAACAACAUGAGCGCCGGGCUCAUCCGCUACCUGGCUGUGAGCCCCACAGGGCGCACCAUUGCUGCAGGGUUCUCUUCUGGAUUCAUCGUUCUUCUGGAUGCACGGACUGGCCUGGUUCUGAAGGGCUGGCCCGCUCACGAAGGAGACAUCCUCCAAAUGAAGGCUGCAGAAGGAAACCUGGUCAUCAGCUCCUCCACCGACUACUCCCUCACGGUGUGGAAGGAUCUGGAGCACAAGCCUCUGCGUCAGUACAAGUCACAGUCCGACCCAGUCCACGCCUUCGACCUCUAUGGCUCGGAGAUCGUCACUGGAACCGUCGCAAAUAAGAUCGGGGUGUACUCCAUGGCCGACAUUUCCCUGAGCCCCGUGAGCAGUACGAAGCUGAGCUCCGAGAACUUCCGCGGCACAAUGACCAGCUUGGCGGUUCUACCCACCAAGAGACUUCUACUGCUGGGCUCCGAGAACGGAGCCAUACGUCUACUGGCCUAAACCCGCCCGGUCCCCAUCACGCCAUUAACACGCUUAUGAAUUUCGAAUAAAGACGCUCCUGUGUGUCAGAUUUAUUUAUAGGAAGCUUUUAAACAAGACAGCACAAGUAUAAGACUCGUGUAUUUAACUGCUGGUCGUCGACCAGGAAUAACUGCCACUUAUUUAACGCUUGUUUAAAUCUCCUGCAUUUUUAAAAACAGUUUUGUCUAUUCAUGUAGAGUUUCUGAUCAAAACGCUCAGGAAGACAGAGGCAGACAUGACUCCUUUUCUAGUGUUUCUAAAUAACCAAAAACACCUUGAUGUCGUCUUCACUUUCCUCCCGUCUGUAGACUUCACCUGAUGCACUGAGGAACUAUGCAGUAUAUGUCACAUCAGAUAUUUUUGUGUGUGUGUGCGCGUGCGCGAGGGUCAUGAACAAUAAAGGUUUUUCCAGUUUUCUCCAUAAUGGCUUAAUUUUCCUGCACAAGUAUGGCCUUAACUGAAAACUCAUUUUCUUGGACCUUGUGAACAUUUUAAUACAUGGAUUGCUUUUACUCAAAGUUGAAUCCAGAGUGUAUCUAUAUAUAUAUAUAUUGUCAACAUCAUGGCAGUGUUGGUUCAUUGUGCGACGAAGAUGUGU
Synchiropus splendidus (mandarinfish) is the source of this 7120-nucleotide messenger RNA. It is a transcript of the gene wdr81, whose product is annotated as WD repeat domain 81. The record is from RefSeq and is a predicted model, not a curated record. Bases 337 to 6501 code for a protein of 2054 amino acids. The transcript is spliced from 12 exons. Gene Ontology annotation, molecular function: protein binding; phosphatidylinositol 3-kinase regulator activity. Gene Ontology annotation, biological process: aggrephagy. Gene Ontology annotation, cellular component: mitochondrion. NCBI's taxonomy places the organism in Eukaryota, Metazoa, Chordata, Actinopteri, Syngnathiformes, Callionymidae.